Molecule: messenger RNA, 1695 nt
Organism: Pseudo-nitzschia multistriata
Lineage: Eukaryota; Bacillariophyta; Bacillariophyceae; Bacillariales; Bacillariaceae
Source: the annotation of a GenBank genome assembly
AUCUAAGAACAACAGUAACUCUGUGUUUGAGGGAAGAAUCACCAUCUCAAACUAGAUUAAUUGAAAUAUAACCAUGUCUUACUACGAAACAGUCGAGGACAUCGAAGAGAGCGAGGGGGAAGAAGUUGAGGAAGAAAGUGAGGAAGAGGUGGAAGAUGUUCCUAAGCGCCGCAAGCAAAAAAAAUGGAAGGUAAGAUUCUUUCUUGUGAUUGAUUUAUUCGAAGUCGAGUUCGGGACGUCACGGAUUUCUUUAUAUCUCUAACUUGACGAUGGGGAUCAUCUACAAUUGAACACAGGAUCCGAAUAAGCCCAAGAGAGCCAUGUCGGCUUUCUUCUGCUACUCGCAGGCUGAGCGUCCUAACGUGAAAGCGAACCACCCUGAUGCUUCCUUUGGAGAUGUGUAAGUUUAAACAGUCAUCGUCAACAUCGUUUUCCGAUUGUAUUGAAAUGGUCAUUUUGAUCGUGUGUUUAUGUUUGUUAUCUUGGUGUGGAAUUUUUUUUGCUAUGGCACCUGUAUGUGUGACUGUUGGUGGUGGUAAUAUUGCGUUUUUACUCGUACUGUAUUGCGGUGUGUGGAAGUGUGAUCCUCGAUUGUCAUCGUACAUCGCGAUAACAGCGUGUCAUCAACGCCUCCGCACAACGCACACAGCAUCGUGAGGGCCCCAAAACUAACGGGGAAAGCACGGAAAACGAGGUUGAACGAUGAGAACGACGAGCUGGUUUGAAUCCGUCGUUAACAUUACGUCGUAGGCCCUGGUAGAUUUUCUACGAUUGUUUUUCAGAACACUUUUACACAUUUCGCUGUCCACAUAGCUCAAUCCAAUCACAGUGUCUUCUUCGUUUCGCGCGAAUUUAUUUCGCGCGGUAAAAUUUAUUUUUCCGUACACACACGACUCCCGAAGUUUCCUGCAGUCACGGUUACGAAGUGAAUUAGAUUGAUUCGGAAUAAACAAAAUUUCUUACCUCCGUUCUUCUCUCGUCAAUCUUCCAACACCAAUCCUUCCACAUUCAGUGCCCGUAUCCUGUCGGCACAAUACAAGGCCCUCUCCGAAAAGGAGAUGAAGAAGUACAUCAAGAAGGCAGAGCAAGAUAAAAUCCGCUAUCAGGAGGAGAUGAAGCACUAUGUUCCCAUGGAUGAUCCAACAGGGGGCAAGCGCAAGAAGGCCAAGAAAGAUCCCAACGCACCCAAGAGAAACAUGAGUGCUUACUUUUUGUUUUCGGUAGCUGUCCGUCCGACGGUCAAGGCGGAGAAUCCUGAUGCCGCCUUCGGUGAUAUUGCCCGCAUUAUUUCUGCCCAGUACAAGGCACUCGGUGCCAAGGAACGCGAGAAAUGGGAUUCUAAGGCCGCAGCCGAUAAGGAGAGAUACCAACGCGAGAUGGAGGCGUACCGAGCUGGUAUGUAAGCACAUUCAUAAUUAUUUUGAGUGAAAGAGGAGUUGAUAUUUCAUUCGUUCGUUGGACAUGCACUACAUCAUCCAAGCCAUUUGUUCGCGGUUUCACCAAGAAUGUCCAUGUCAGCAUUACCGUGAAAUCCAAGAUAUCUUCGUGCCGUACUAUUCCAUUCUCGUAUACAUUCCAUUAUAUCAUAUCAUGAAACUUAUGCUUGGGGAGCAUGUCUUACCAGGGGCGCAGGGUUCGUUGCUUUCGUUGACAUAACUAAGUAAUCAAUACAACUGAUAACAUAUAAGCAGUACU